AGAUGCGUUUUUACGCACGUCUCCAGCCCUCACAGUCUGCACGUUUUUUACGCACACUGGAUAUUUGACUCCUCGGUUGGAUGUCAAACGUCAGAGAGAAGUUAUUCUAUAGGAAAUGGCUGAGUGUCCUUCAUAACGGGCUCUUGAGGGGGGCAGCUUGUUUCUCGUCGGAACAAGAAAUGACAAACCCCCACUGAUGGAUUCAGCGGGAUCUGCUUAGAUUACUCCUCUUUGUGAAAGUACUGUAGUUUUUUCGUCAUUAAAGACGGAUUUACUUGAAAAACAUCGACUUCUUUUGAAUAUUUCUGUCAUUCAGAGAGCAUGGCUUUGUCUUACCUCUACGCGCUGUGCGUGUGGGUGAGUUUAGUGUGCGCUUCCCUCGGAACUGGGUUCAUCUAUCACUUUCCAGGCAUCAGCCUGCAGCGACCGCGCAUCAAGUCGGAACAGAGCCGAACCACGGGUCCACCAGGUUCUGGAUCCCGGAACCAACUCAGGAACUGGUGCCAGCACACCGUCUCCAGGACUGUUCCAUGUAAAGUGCACAACGGGACCGAAACCUCCGUGCAGAGAGUGUUGGGCUGCAGAUGGCCGGGACCAUGUGCCAAAGUCAUCAGCUACAGGACUGUCAUCAAGCCAUUAUUCAAGAUCACCUACAAACAGAUCACCUCACUGGAGUGGAGAUGCUGUCCUGGGUUUGUGGGAGAUGAGUGUCAUGAAGAAUGUCUUAACUGCACCAGUUUCAACGACAUGAACAGCAGGAUAAACGCAAUCGAGUCAAAGAUCAGACUGUUAGAGGAGGCCCGCUCGACCAGUCCGGGAGGCAGCACAAUUCCAAAGGGAUCCGCAGAAAAUGAGGUGGACUCACCUCGACCCACUCCACCGCCGUACCUGCCACCAGUACAAGGAGCCAGAGGUCCUCCAGGACCCAUUGGACCUCCAGGACUUCCAGGUCCUCCAGGAACAACGGGCCUCCCAGGACCUGUUGGGCCAAAAGGUGACAGAGGUGAACCAGGAGAAACUGGCCCUCCUGGUCCACCUGGUCCAUCAGGACCGAACUCUGCUCCGAUCCAAACGCGAGGUGACGUUUUCCACAUGGAUGGUCAGGAGGACCUGAUCCGUCAAGUUCUUCCUGCUCCUCAGAUGAGAGCUGGUCCCCCCGGUCCCGCUGGUCCGUCGGGCGCCCCCGGAGCAAGAGGACCUGCAGGGACACCGGGUCUGCCAGGACAGGAUGGCAGAGAGGGCCUCCCGGGCAGUCCUGGUCUUAAAGGAGAUCCAGGGGAAAAGGGGCCUACAGGUGGAGCAGGCGAGCAGGGCUUACCUGGAGCACCGGGACCUAAAGGAGAGCCAGGAGUGGGUUUGACCGAGGGUGAAGCCGUGCAGCAGCUCAGGGAGGCCCUAAAGAUCCUGGCAGAGAGGGUUCUGAUCCUGGAGCACAUGAUGGGCAUUCAUGAGAACUCUGAGGGCUCAGGAUUUGGCAGCAUCUCUGACCCGUUGUUGUUUCCUGGCCUGAAGACGAAGCGCCGUCAGCCCGUCCAAACCCUCCCUCAGAACCCGCUGCUAAACCAGAGACAAAGACGGGUCCCACUUUAAUGUUGUGGUGUCUUUUUUGUGUGUGUAUCAGUUUGAAGAAGAUCGUAACUCGCACACAACUGGACACUGACGUAUUUGAUCCUUGUACCUUUAUUUGAUGUUUGUUUACUUUGACACAAACCAGUGCUGUUGAGAUGUUGAGCAUCUCUUCCACAUUAAAGGAUUUCUUAAUCUUUAUCAUCCUGUGCUGCUACACAACUGUACAAUCACUUACAACUUGUUGCACAGAGAAUGAUCUCAUAUCUCACAUUUCUCAUAAAGAAUGAUGGAGGUUUUGGCGUCUCUCAUCUGUCAGAUGAGCAAAUGAAUCAGUUUUUUCUUGGCUAGGUUGCAAAGUUCCUGAAAGUUGGACAGAACGCGUUGUAGUUAACCUCCAGGCUCUUCUUGUGUUUCUGUCCAGUGUAGUUUUUGAUUUUCUCUUCUUUUCGCUUCUCCCAGAAUACCUGCCUAAAAUAAAGUUAAGUGAAAUCAAAAGCAUCUGGAAAGACAGCACAUCUGGAGAACUGAAUGAAAAGUUGCCUAAGGAGUUGAAUUUCAGCCUUAACUUGGCACAGCCCCGACGCACCUAGAAGCUGACAGGAUUACGUUGAUUUGUUUGCAAACAGCCUCUGAGAUUUCUGUCUAAACAGAUCUGAUUACUGUACACGUCUCUGAGAGACCCAGCGGUUUGUUUCUGAAUAAAUCUUGUAUGUUACA
Molecule: messenger RNA, 2286 nt
Organism: Nothobranchius furzeri (turquoise killifish)
Lineage: Eukaryota; Metazoa; Chordata; Actinopteri; Cyprinodontiformes; Nothobranchiidae
Gene: col26a1
Product: collagen, type XXVI, alpha 1
Molecular function (GO): protein binding
Source: RefSeq, a predicted model, not a curated record